CAAUAAUGGUGUCAGUUAUGUCGGAAAAAAAGCAUCUCAUGCGCUUUUGGUGAGAAGAAGAAGACGUGUUUUACGUGUGCCUCUUUCCUCCAUGAAUCUUUUAAAAACAAAACAAACUCAGCUUUGAAGAACAUCAUCGGACGAUGGCGGCGGGUGGUGUUGUUUGGGUGACAUUUCCCAAACAGAAUUUGAUACCACCACCAAGGAAGAGAUUUGGUCGGAAACUCAGGACCGGCGUCCCACUGAUCUCAUCGACGGCGGAAAGAGCAUAUUCAGAAGAAAAGGUGCAUGAGGUGGUGUUGAAGCAAGCCGCUUGGGUUAAACAACAGAGGCCAAACGAAGGAUGCAAAGAUUGGGAUCUGUUGAAUGAAGCUUAUGAGAGGUGUGGUGAAGUCUGUGCGGAGUAUGCCAAGACUUUCUACCUGGGUACAUUGCUUAUGACACCAGAACGUCGGAGGGCUAUUUGGGCCAUUUACGUUUGGUGCAGAAGGACAGAUGAGCUGGUAGAUGGACCAAAUGCUUCACACAUUACACCAAGGGCUCUUGACACUUGGGAGAAAAGAUUAGAUAACAUCUUUCAAGGUCGUCCCUAUGACUUGUUUGAUGCUGCUUUAUCUCAUACUGUCUCAAACUACCCUCUUGGUAUUCAGCCCUUCAAGGACAUGAUAUAAGGGAUGAGGUUAGAUUUAUUGAAAACCAGAUAUAACAACUUUGAUGAACUCUAUCUAUACUGCUACUAUGUUGCUGGGACGGUCGGACUAAUGAGUGUUCCGGUAAUGGGAAUCGCAUCCGAAUCAAAGGCAUCCAACGAAACCGUGUAUAGUGCUGCAUUAGCCCUCGGAAUCGCUAAUCAACUUACUAAUAUAAUCCGAGAUGUUGGGGAAGAUUGUAGGAGAGGAAGAAUAUAUCUUCCACAAGAUGAACUUGCCUCGGCAGGGAUAUCGGAAGACGAAAUAUUUCGAGGACUAGUGAGCAAUAAAUGGAAAAUUUUCAUGAAAAAUCAAAUAAAACGAGCAAGAAUGUACUUUGAUGAGGCCGAAAAAGGGGUUGCGGAGCUAGAGGAGGCAAGCAGAUGGCCAGUGUGGGCAUCAUUGUUGUUGUAUAGACAAAUCUUAGAUGUCAUUGAAGAAAAUGACUAUAAUAAUUUCACCAAAAAGGCUUAUGUAGGGAAAGCAAAGAAAUUUGCUUCACUUCCACUGGCUUAUGGAAGAGCAAUUAUGGGCACUUCCAAAUUCUUCUGA
This is a messenger RNA of Gossypium raimondii (Peruvian cotton), 1241 nucleotides long. RefSeq names its product phytoene synthase 2, chloroplastic. Gene Ontology annotation, molecular function: geranylgeranyl diphosphate synthase activity. The record is from RefSeq and is a predicted model, not a curated record. Lineage: Eukaryota; Viridiplantae; Streptophyta; Magnoliopsida; Malvales; Malvaceae. Gene Ontology annotation, biological process: carotenoid biosynthetic process. The transcript is spliced from 6 exons.